This is a messenger RNA of Nelumbo nucifera (sacred lotus), 1332 nucleotides long. RefSeq names its product putative calcium-binding protein CML18. NCBI's taxonomy places the organism in Eukaryota, Viridiplantae, Streptophyta, Magnoliopsida, Proteales, Nelumbonaceae. Gene Ontology annotation, molecular function: calcium ion binding. Gene Ontology annotation, cellular component: trans-Golgi network membrane. The record is from RefSeq and is a predicted model, not a curated record.
UCGGUGCUUGGAGGAUAGACGGGAUUAGUCAUUAGGGUUAGGGUUAGGUUUUUGGUGAUGAAGAAUCAAGUAGCAGCAAGUUGUUCUUGUUGUUGACGCGCGACCUAAAGGCCGACCGUCUCCAUUAAUGGUGCAAGAGAUAAAUUAAAAAAAAAAUAAUUAAACAAAUUCUACGCGUGUUUUGGUUGACGAGGGCAUUUCACACGGAUUCUAGUUUUCUUCUUCGUCCUUGAUAGGAGAAUCCGCGGGGAGAGAUGAGCUCCGGAUCCAUGAAGGUCGAAACCCAGGAAGAUAGAUUUUGAUCCCAGAAGCAGAGGAAGGCAAGAAAGGAAAGGAUCAAUAGAUGAAUUCGAAGUUCUUCUAUGUAAGUUCUUAGGGAUUGAGAGAAAUGGUUUGGUGAUCGAUCACAGGAAACAAAGAUUUGAUCACGAUCUUGUAAAAGCGUUCAAUUUUGGUAGUUAGAGAAGAGAACUCGGAAUCGGUUGACGGGAAAUAAAGACGCAUGGAGAAAAAGGUGAAUACAAGCUUGUGAAUCCGAUGGAAAGUAGGAGCCGGAUUUUCGUAUAAUUGCAGUUUGAAAGUAGGGAUUCUGAGGGAGAUAGAGGAUUGAUUGGAUUUAUAGGAAGAUACAGUGUAAAAAUGAGCGGUGACGAACCGUUGAAACUCGAUGAUGAGCAGAUUGCAGAACUGAGGGAGAUCUUCCGAUCAUUUGAUCGGAACAAUGAUGGCAGCCUAACCCAGCUUGAGCUUGGGUCAUUAUUGAGAUCACUUGGACUCAAACCGAGUCAGGAACAGCUCGACGCUCUAAUCCAGAGGGCUGAUAUGAACAACAAUGGUUUUGUUGAAUUCUCUGAAUUCGUCGCCCUGGUGUCGCCGGAGCUCCUCACUACGAAAUCUCCGUACACAGAAGAGCAACUCCGGCAGCUAUUCCGGAUGUUUGACCGUGAUGGCAAUGGAUACAUUACAGCGGCAGAAUUGGCCCAUUCCAUGGCCAAGCUUGGUCAUGCCCUUACGGCAACGGAAUUGACAGGAAUGAUUAAGGAGGCCGACACUAAUGGCGAUGGCCGUAUUAACUUCCAGGAAUUCUCUCAGGCUAUCACUGCUGCCGCUUUUGACAACUCAUGGACUUGAAAGCAUUUGACGUUGCUGGUGUGUGUUCUUCUUCUCAUCAUUCUCUCCUUCCCCCUUUUCACACCGUUCUUUUCUUUCCUCUAUUGUUUGUUUCAAGCGUACAAUCAUUCGGGUUCUCUGUGAAAUUGCCUGGAAUCGGCCAAGAGUCGAUCGGUUGUUGUUGAGCAGAGACAAAUGGAUGUUUGAACUUUCAAGUUUCAA